ACCAGUCCAGUGUUUCUACUGAUGGGAGAACGUUCCCCUCUGCGGUGCGGAGCCUGGCCCUGGGUGACAGUGGUACAGGUGAUCUGGUGGUCACAUGGUCUCCAGCGCUGGGGGACGUUGAUCACUACGAGGUCCAGAUCCUCUUCAACGACACGCGGGUUUACCCGCCCCGUAACCCUGGGCAACGAGGCCCGUGACCACCGCCUGGCCUCGCUCACCCCGGGACGCCUGUACAAGAUGGUGGUGUCCACCUUCAGUGGACCCAACCAGAGACCUCAGUUCAUCGAGGGCAGGACAGUCCCCAGCCAGGUGAGGAACCUCCAUGCCCGGCCAGGGGAGCAGGCUGCCAGCCUGAGGGUGUCCUGGACCCCUGGUGAUGGAGACGUGGACAUGUACACCGUGUCCCUAUCCCAGGGAUCACACCUUCUGGAGACCAGACCUGUCCCCAAACAUGUCACUGAGCUAGACUUUCAGGGUCUGGUACCAGGACAGCUGCGGGUCGAGGUUCAGUCCCUGAGUGGAAUACUGGUCAAUAAUUCAACAACUACUGGACGAACAGGUCCAGCUGCAGUCAACGGUCUGACGGUGAUGACUGCCAACACCAGCGGUCUGAGUUUCAUCUGGCGCCCGUCCGAGGGCUACGUGGACGGAUACGACCUGUUCCUGUAUAACGUUGACGAGACGUUGCGUGGCCGUCAGACCGUGGAGGCCGGAACCCAGAAGUGCUCCUUCUCUGGUCUGGUCCCAGGGACGCUGUACAAGAUGGAGGUGGUGAGCAGGAGCAGAGGCAUGAGCAGUGACUCAUCUAUCCUAGCACGGACAGUCCCAGCCCCAGUGCGCUCUCUCCACGUCCAGGGUGGUAAAGCGUACUGA
Messenger RNA from Oncorhynchus keta (chum salmon), 873 nucleotides. RefSeq names its product receptor-type tyrosine-protein phosphatase beta-like. Gene Ontology annotation, molecular function: cadherin binding. Lineage: Eukaryota; Metazoa; Chordata; Actinopteri; Salmoniformes; Salmonidae. Bases 22 to 873 code for a protein of 283 amino acids. Gene Ontology annotation, biological process: angiogenesis. The transcript is spliced from 5 exons. The record is from RefSeq and is a predicted model, not a curated record.